Mytilinidion resinicola is the source of this 870-nucleotide messenger RNA. RefSeq lists its product as uncharacterized. The transcript has a single exon. NCBI's taxonomy places the organism in Eukaryota, Fungi, Ascomycota, Dothideomycetes, Mytilinidiales, Mytilinidiaceae. Bases 1 to 870 code for a protein of 289 amino acids. The record is from RefSeq and is a predicted model, not a curated record.
AUGGCCACUCACUCUACCAUCACAGGACCCUUCCGCCUCCUUGACCUUCCCGCCGAGCUGCGAAACAAGAUCUACUACUGGGCCCUCCCCGUCGAGGUCACCCCAUACGUGUGCCAACACAACGCCGUGCACCACGCCACGUGCUCGGACUGCAACACAGCGACCGACCUCCCCGCCCCAAACCCCGCCGCAAACCUCCUCGCGACCUGCCGCCAGAUCCACGACGAGGCCCUCCCCAUCCUGCGCAAGUACACGACCUUGUACCUACCCGUACAGCCGUGGUGUCCCAUCCCGCUCGUCCUCUGGCCCGCGCUCUACUUCCGGAACAUCCUCAUUGCGCCCGUCAACAACUGCGAACCCCUCGACGUGGCGGCGCUGGCGGCGCUCUUCGACGGCGUGUUGACGCGGAUGCGGGUGCGGCGGAGCUAUGCGCAGGUGCAGCGCAUCGCGGUGCAGCUGUACGCUUUCGAGGCGUUUGGGCAGAUGAUGGGGGCGAUGAGGUGGGAGAAGGCGGUGGCGGGAUUUCAAGAUAUAACCAAAGCGUGGCCAUAUCUGCCGGUAAAGUUGGAGUUUGUGGUGCUUGCGGUGAGGAAGGAGGCGACGGUGUGGGAGAAGAGCGAGAAAGGGGUGGAGUUGCGGAAGAAGUGCGCGGAAGGUGGGAUGGGGUUGGAAGUGAGGGAAAGAGCGGCCAAGACGGUGGAGGUCUUGGUGGGGAAGUGGUGCGUUUGCUCGGCGGAGGCAUACUGCAUGGACGUCAAGCGGAGGUUCCGGGAGGCGCCGGGCAGCGUGCCGUGGAGAGAGAUCGUAAGGAUGAACGAGUUUGAGAAGAAGAACCGGGAGAAGAUGGAGGAGUUGGAGAGGAGGGGAUGA